CAGAUGUGAAAAGUUUGGGCUGCUGCGAGAGGGACAGAAUUCCCACUUCGUCUGUCUGAGGAUUACCGGCUCCGGUCUCCGCUGAUCACACACACACACACUCUGAAGGACUGUGUAAGGGCUGUGUAUUGUGUAUCAGCUUGUGUGUGUGUUAGUUUGGACUACACACGUUAACUGGGAUGAUGUUUCUGGACUGUGCAUUUGUGUUGCUCGGUGUGCUGCUCACGGCGUUCUGUCGGCCCACGGUGGAAGCCCUCGCGAGCUCGUCGCCGCCGGACCCGUGUUACGAGGAAAACGGACAGGCGCGCCGCUGCAUCCCGGAUUUCGUGAACGCUGCGUUCGGCCGGGAAGUGCGCGCUUCCAGCACGUGUGGCCAGAAGACACCGAGUCGCUACUGCUUGGGGACUGAUAGAGGCGGUGGAGAGAGGAGCCUCGAGUGCCGCGUGUGUGACGCGUCUGACCCCAAAAAGCGCCAUCCGGUUUCGCACCUCACCGACCUGCACAACCCACACAACCUUACGUGCUGGCAGUCGGAAAACGACAUACGGUACCCGCAGAACGUGACGCUGACGCUGUCUCUAGGUAAGAAGUUCGAGGUGACGUACGUGAGCGCGCAGUUCUGUUCGUUGCGUCCGGACUCGAUGGCCAUCUUCAAGUCAAUGGACUACGGCAAGACGUGGGUUCCGUUCCAGUAUUACUCGAGCCAGUGCCGGAAAGUGUACAACAAACCGAACCGGGCCGUCAUUACCAAGCAGAACGAGCAGGAGGCCGUGUGCACGGACGCGCACCAGCAGCAGCAGCCGCACCAGCAGCAGCCGAUCUCGGGCGGCCUCGUGGCCUUCAGCACGCUGGACGGACGGCCGUCUGCUCACGACUUCGACAGCUCACCAGUGCUUCAGGACUGGGUCACGGCCACCGACAUCCGCAUCACGUUUAGCCGCCUGUACGGUGAGGAACGCAAGACCGAAGCAGAGGACGAGGAUGAGUCGCACUUCUAUGCCGUGUCGGACCUGCAGGUGGGCGGCCGGUGUAAGUGUAACGGGCACGCCUCGCGCUGUGUGCGCGACCGCACCGGAGAGCUGGUGUGCGAGUGCAAACACAACACGGCGGGACCCGAGUGCGACAGGUGCAAACCGUUCCACUACGACCGACCUUGGCAGCGCGCGACGGCCAGAGAAGCCAACGAGUGUGUCGUGUGUAACUGUAACCUCCACGCUCGGCGCUGCAGGUUUAAUAUGGAGCUGUAUAAGCUGUCGGGGAGGAAGAGUGGAGGCGUCUGUCUGAACUGUCGCCACAACACGGCCGGACGCCACUGUCACUACUGUAAAGAGGGUUACUACAGAGACAUGAGCAAACCCAUCACUCACAGGAAGGCCUGCAAAGACACACUGUUUAUUUUCCCACACAUUCCUCACAGCCCGUAA
Molecule: messenger RNA, 1424 nt
Organism: Tachysurus fulvidraco (yellow catfish)
Lineage: Eukaryota; Metazoa; Chordata; Actinopteri; Siluriformes; Bagridae
Gene: ntn1a
Product: netrin 1a
Exons: 4
Coding region: 180-1424 (414 amino acids)
Source: RefSeq, a predicted model, not a curated record